GGCUCUCUUGGCCAUUUUACGAUGCGCCCAGAUACCCUAUCAUGAUGGGGGGGGGGGCGUGGUCCAGAUCCAGGUCUGCACGGUCCCACACAACUCGAUUGUUUCGAGCAGUAUGGAGGAAUAAGAGGAAACAGCAUGGCCGACAUCACAAAUACCAACCGAGAACGGUAUUAUCAUCUCUUCACUCCGAAGCCAUACGGACCCACGCCCAUGUUAGUCGUCAACCAGCUGUAUAAAUGCUGGAAUGAGCAGUACAAUACCGCAUUUGACAGCAUCACGUCGAAAAUCGGCCCCACUCAAAUGUUCGCCUCUUUCCAUGGACCUCACGCCAAAGCCGUGGGCGAAUUGGCUGGCAUUCUGAUCGAGAAUAUUGAUAUGGAAGACCCCUCGAACAUGCAAGCGAUCGAAUUUUUCGACUACAUCCGAAGACGAGGCGACAUCCAUCCACAACUUUUUGUGAGCGCGUUGCCCAUGGCGCUCGUGUCGACGCGGUCAAGUCUGAUCGGAGAACCGACACCACCCCUCGUGGAAAUGUUUCCUUCUAGAUUUCUGCCACGUGUGGUGGAAGGACCAGAAAUUAAACUAUCAGCGCAGUCAGGGCGAGGAACUAAUAAGACCUGCAUCAAAGUCGACCAACAUUGGGGGUCGACCAAGACGAAUGGGAUUGAAAACCGGCUUUGGUACUUCAGAGAAGAUCUCCAACUCAAUUCGCACCAUUGGAAUUGGCAUCAAUUUCACCCCACCCACUCCCCCAGCCCGAUCCCCCGACGGGGAGAACUCUUCUACUUUUUCCACCACGACCUCAUGGCGCGUUACGCCUCGGAACGGAUGGCCAACGGAUUUACCGACUACUUCGUCGAGGGGAUCAAGCCCAUCGUGGAUUACGAGUUGAAACAGGGAUAUGACGCCAACCUGAGGGACGGAGUGUCCUAUUUAAACUGGGUCAAUCGGGUCAACUCAACGUUUUUGAAUAAAACUUCCCUUUCAUCAAAAUUAUUUUCCAAGCUGAAACAGCAGGAGAUUAUUUGGAAUCACAUUUACCAAAUCACGCAAACGGACAAAGUUCUGGAUGGUAGUAACGAUACGGUUCCCCUCAUGCCAAAACCGGAUGGAAUUAACACGAUCGGGGAAUUAUUCGAAUCGUCCCAAUGGUCAAUCAACAGCUAUUUCUAUUCGGAUGACGGAUGGCAUAAUAAUGCACAUGACAUUUUGGGAAAGGUCUUAGUGGAAAAAGACCAAUCCCUAAAGAAAGAAUAUGGAGUGUUAUCCGAUGUUGCCACCGCAGUUCGCGACAUUUACUUCUAUCGGAUCCAUAAUGAAGUGAACAAUAUGUUCAUGCGUUAUAAACACAAGAUUCUGAAUCCGUACGAAUUAUCGCAGGGCGACCAUCCUUACAUCGUCACUAAUCCUAAGUCUAUCCAAGUUCGAGACGAGCGUGGUCAUCUCGUCAAUAAUUUGACCACUUUCUGGAACAAUCGCGACAUGGUGCUCAACGGAGGGCUGGACAUUCUGCCCAAGCCUGGAGAUACGGAUCCAUUAUUUUUGUAUGUAUGCCUAAAGCAUCUUGACCACCAAGAGUUCACCUAUAUCAUUGAAUUGGAAAACCAAGAUGAGAAAGAUCGCAGCGUUUUUGUCCGGCUUUACAUGGCUCCGACAUACAACCCGGAUCGAGAAAGGUUCAAUUUAACAGAACAAUACCCGCUCUUCUUUGCCAUGGAUGCCUUCCCGAUCAUGCUUAGCCCUGGAGCCAACACAAUUCACCGAAAGUCGGCCGACUCAACGGUUACCAAUCCCUGGUUUACAUUGACGUCCGAACUUCCACCCACUGCUUCACUGGAAAUUUUGGAAAAACGUGUCCAUGCGUACCCCCACCACCUUCUCCUUCCCAAGGGCUCCGAUGACAAUUUGGGCGUCUACGACCUCGUCGCCAUGGUGACGGAUGGGUCCGACUACAAUGGGCAACCAACCGACCUCUGCGCCUCAUCUUACAUGCACUGCUCCAGGCUGGACGGUAACCUCGAGUAUCCGGACACUCGACCGAUGGGUUGGCCAUUCGACAGACGACCAAGCGACGAGCUGAGCCAGGCUUAUUUGGACAGGUUGGUUCAACAAGUGCCAAACAUGGCGAAGACAACCGUGACGAUUGUGCAUAACGAUGUAGAACCGAAAGAACAUGUCAUCUAGAUGAGUUGGAAGGAAGGAAAGUGUGUUAAUAAUUGGCUAUAUUUAUUAUCAUUUAAUCAAUUGGCGAAAUUAUGAAAAAUAUUUAUUGGUUGAAAACUUUGAAUUAUACAACGGCGUGACUUCUGGAGACGAAUAAAUAAUUUUUGAU
Folsomia candida is the source of this 2332-nucleotide messenger RNA. RefSeq names its product phenoloxidase 3. The record is from RefSeq and is a predicted model, not a curated record. NCBI's taxonomy places the organism in Eukaryota, Metazoa, Arthropoda, Collembola, Entomobryomorpha, Isotomidae.